AUGCCUGUCUUCUUCUUGCUAGCCGUUGCCUUGUAUCAUGCCAAGGCCAUAACCAGACUCAUUGGCCCUGAGGAGGAAGUUGGUGAGAGUGGGGCGGAAGAGGAUUUGGGCAAUGAUAAGGAGGGAGAUGGGGAUGUGUGGCAGGAGGUGCGAUCAUGUGCAUCCGUUUCAGCCACUAAAGGCUCUGGUCCCUUCGCUGGUGGGGAACGUGCGUGCGGUGUUGCAGGGUGUGGGAUAGUGGAGGGUGGUGGUGUGAAGCUGAGAAGCUGUGGUGGGUGUGGAAAGGUGGCGUAUUGCAGCAGAGAGUGCCAAAAGGCGCACUGGCCCUCCCACAAGCUCACUUGCCCCGGCAGGACCAAUGGCAAGAAGAUUGGAAAGGAUGAGAGCAAGGAUGGCAGCGGCAACAGUGGCACGACGAUUAGCAAGGUGAGUGGGCAAGGUGGGUAG
This is a messenger RNA of Closterium sp. NIES-65, 447 nucleotides long. The record is from the annotation of a GenBank genome assembly. NCBI's taxonomy places the organism in Eukaryota, Viridiplantae, Streptophyta, Zygnematophyceae, Desmidiales, Closteriaceae.